GACUUUACUUAGACGGACUGAAGCAACAUGACAGCCGCUGGUGAAAACAGUGCUGUGAAUGUGGUGGAAGCAGCAGAAAUGGAUGAGGAGGCGAAAAUGCAAAUGUUAAAAGGCAAGAAGAUAGUCAUGCUGUUAGCUUUUCACUUCAUAUUUACUGUAACAACUAGCUGGGACGUCAGUUUAACGUUAUUAACAUGUUUUUUGUUACCGAGGUCACAGCAAUGUCGAGCUGUUGGGUCUUUACAUGCACCAAACCCCAUUUAAAAAUAAUACAUUUCAGCUACUGAUAUAACUGAACACACUUUUAUGCGAGUUAUUUUGGGUUACGCAAGGCGACUGACGCUGGCUUGUAUUCUGGUUUUGGUGGAUUAUGUGGAUAAAAUUGCCAUUUAACUGAAGUCCACUCAAAAAUUAUAUCUGUCAUUGGUAAAUAGCCUUUUUAGUGUGGCCUUUAUUUUCGUGUCGCCAAAUUCCAUUCAAAUUGUAUCCAAUUUAUGCUUUUCUUUAAUGUCAGUGUUUUUUCUCUGAGCGUGAUUCAUAAGCAGUUAUGUAUUUUGAAACAUUUAUACGUUUAUUAUAAUUCGGCUAAAUAAAAUCAACCAAACAGCUUUUUUUAAUUUUUUUUUAUUCAUUCCCAUCUUGUCAUCCUCUUGGAGAUCGGUAAGAGGCUUGAAGGUUGAAACAUUCAUUGAUAUUUAAAUCGAGUUUGGUGCUAACAGGCACUAAAAAUAAUGCACAGAGCUCAUAAUUGAGUUUUAUUUCUACAGUAAGUGUAUAGAAAAUAAGCAGUAUUGUGUGAAGUAUUUUCUCAUGUGAGUUAGGUAGGAAAGCAGGUCAACGUUCAGAGGGGUGACAAACUGCAGCAAAAAUGGUCUUAUCUUUUGUUUUUCUUUUCUUUUCUGUUUUUAAAUCUGAAAUCUUCUAUCCUCUGUGCAGGUGCAGCUUUCCUGACCACGGUGGCGUCAGCAGGAAUGAUUGCAGGAUUUGGCUCCACGUUGGCGCUGGCUAAAAAGAAGAGUCCAGAUUGGUUUAAUAAGGUUCAGUUCCCAGUUUUGUUUUCUUGUUGAUCAUGGCUCAGACUCAAGUUUAUAAUGUUUUUGGAUUCAAGUAUGUGAUCGUGAAGAUAUCAGACUGUACUUUUAGGAAAUAUUUAGAGAAGAAAAAAAAUCAAUAUAAUUUUAAGUCUAGUUUGGAGGAUUGCUGAGCUAGCUCAUAUCCAAAAAUCAAUAAAAUAAGGUCCCCCUCAAAACAAAUUGUAAUAAUAACAAUAAUAAUGAUAAUAACAACAGGGACUGAACUUGGAUUGUUCUCUGGUGACUUGGACCUGAACACUGAAGGGCUUAAGACUUCAUUCAAAACAAACAAACAAAAAAAGUCAAAUUUAGAAAGUGAAGUAGAAUAACUUUACAGUUAAAUUAGUGACUGAAGUAUUUAAAGUCAUGUCAGCAUGAUGUUUUCAUGUGAAAGGACUUGUCUGUGAGUUUUAGUGUGUCUUGUUUUUCUCCGAUUUCUAACCGGAUUAUCGUCCUGUGGUAUCCGGGCAUAAAUAUCUCAGAGAGAAAACAAACAAACUCUGACGUCUGCGCUCCCUCCUGACCAGACGCCGUGAAAGCACAUUUUUAUCUUUCCAUGAAGCCUCAGAGUUUCUCAGACUUGUCCUGUUAGCUGGAACGUUCCGAUUAUCAUCCGCUCACAGGACCUGAUUACAUCUGACGCACACAAACACUAAAGUUAGCGCAGAGGAACAACCGAGCAUUUGUUUCUGUCUCUAUUUCUGUCACAGACUCUGUCUUUGUCGUCUAUGUCGCACCCCCACAGGACCCAGAAACUCUCUAAAACAUGAAAUUAGAUUAAAGCAGAAGCCAUGAGUGCUGCAGGAAAGAGGUCAUCAGGAAAUCCAAGAGAAAUGUCUGAAAUUUAAUUGUUUUCUUUAAAAUGUUUUGAUUUUUUUCCUAGAUUUUUUAAGUUUUUCUGGUUUUGAUGUCUGCAAAAAUCAUGUGUAUGAAGAUCAAAUUUGUACACAGUGAUUAAAAAACUGUCAUUCAGCCGAAGCUGUGAAGAUGAAACUGUGUCAAACAUCUCGCAGGAGUUUAACCUUUGACAUGCAGAAAGAAGUAAACAUGAAGCAUAAGAUUUGAGAGGCGUCACAGGGGGGCGCCAAAGUCAACACAAACAGAAAGUUCCUCACAGGAGCUUUAAUUUGGACUUGUGAUCACAGAUAUGUAGAUUAAGUUUAAUGCUGCUGUAAAAGAUAAAACUUUAACUCACACUUUUUUCCUUCCUCGUUGUUUUUUCUCUGACUCCGCCUCCUCUGCAGGGUGUGACAGUAACGGCUGCAGCCCCGGAGAGCGGGGCCUCUCUGGCCCUCAGAGCACUCGGCUGGGGGUCUCUGUAUGCCAUCUGUGGGGUCGGUCUACUCAGCUUUACAGUGUGGAAAGUUCUGGAUGUUCACAGUGUAGGUACCUACUGCUGAAGAGUCACGAGGACUAAAACACUGAAACUUUUACUCAUCUUUUAACAAUUAACGUAGAAUAAUAACGGUCAUUGUUGAGGACCGAUUUUCAUUGUCUCAUACUUUUAACAGAAACUUUAGUUUCCCAAGAAUCCUUUGAAAAGAGAUUUUUAUAUCACUGAGAAAAUUAAGUGUAGAAAAAUGGAAAAAAUUGGGUGUUAAAGCUGUAAAAAGAAUAUUUUAUAGCAGUAAAACAUAAACACACAAAACAUCAAACUUUUUAUUAACUUAAUGGAUAUCAGAGCUUUUGAUAUUUAGACAAAAUUACCUGUAGUAUUUAAAGUCACACUAUAAAGAAAAAUAGUUCAAAAUAUUUGAGGUUGUAAAAUUACACUUAAAAGGCAGCGAAAAUUUUCCAAAGAUUUACAAAAAUUUUGCUAAAAUGUAGAGAAUAAACCUCAUAACAACUAAAGUCCUACAUCAAAAGGAAAUAGUUGAACAUAAGUGACAAUUUUUAAAUAAUGCUUAAAUUUGGGUAAAACCCCCAAAAUAUAAAAUAUUUUAAGUUGAAAUUUAAAAGAAAGUAAAUAAAAUUCAGAAUAAAUGUCUUUAAUAGGUGUGACAAUUUAAAAUUGAAGUAGCAAUGUUAAAAAAAAAAGAUGUUUUAAAAAUCUGAGAAAAUUAGACAUUUUAAAACAUUUUAAGAAAAUUAGUGUAAAAUUUAUCGGAACCAUACCAAGUUUUGUUUUAAUUAAUUUUGGGGGGAAAAAUGUGACAACAAAAUUUUAAAAUUAUUUUGAAAGAAAAUGUGAAAUUUAAAAAAUACAAAAUUCAACGUUCUAAAUUAUUUUAGGAAAAAGUGUCAAUUGGAGUUCUCACUUUAUUCUGACCCUUUUCUCUCCUCCAGUUGUCAGAGUUCAGACAGAAGAUGCAGUCCUUCUUCCCGUCCAUCCCAAAGUCCCCCGAGUCCUCAUCCAGAUCUGAACCUGUGGACUGGGACUCGCUAUUCAAGACAAAAUGAUCUGCUGCUGGACAACCAAUGCAAUGAAGGAGUCAAUGCAAAAACUGAAACCCAGACACUUGGCGUCUGGUCUCUGUGUGCUUGGUGAAGCUUUCAGACCCAUCCGAUCUCAUUUUGAACCUCUGUCUGGUCCUCAGCAGCCCUCCUGGUUCUGAGUGGAUGUUUAUAUUUGUACAGAAACAUUUUUUUUUUUAUCACGGUGUGUUCGUGAUUUGGUUUUUGGGGUCUGGGGUGACCUGCUAAAAAUGUGAGAAACAGUUUGUCCUUCUGUAAUGAUCAUUUCAGCCUCCAGAGGGUGCUAAUGUGCCUGAAAACUGCUCAGACAUUAACAUCUAGGGAAAAGACUGAACCUUAUCAAAUUUGGAUCACAUGAACAUAAAUCAGCUGUUAUUAAACUAUUUAUCAAGA
Xyrichtys novacula (pearly razorfish) is the source of this 3881-nucleotide messenger RNA. Lineage: Eukaryota; Metazoa; Chordata; Actinopteri; Labriformes; Labridae. The record is from the annotation of a GenBank genome assembly.